This is a messenger RNA of Drosophila takahashii, 2590 nucleotides long. Its product is annotated as protein tramtrack, beta isoform. Gene Ontology annotation, molecular function: DNA binding; protein binding. NCBI's taxonomy places the organism in Eukaryota, Metazoa, Arthropoda, Insecta, Diptera, Drosophilidae. Gene Ontology annotation, biological process: regulation of transcription by RNA polymerase II. The record is from RefSeq and is a predicted model, not a curated record. Gene Ontology annotation, cellular component: nucleus.
UAACGCGUAGUUUAAAUAACAAUUGAUUGCUACAGAAGUUGACAGCGCGAAAGACAAUAUUAAUUUAAUAAUUUACAUGUAAUUCGAGGGCAACUUUAUCACACGGCGAAUACUUAUUAGCAUUAGAAGCGAACCAGUUUGGCAAACGAAUUUGGCAUUUAUUUGUUGAUAGUGUGUGUGAAGACAAAACAAACGAAAAGCACAUCGAAAAAAAAAGAUAAAAACGCGCGCAUGCAGCAUUUUUGGUUAAAAUAAACAUCAAUAAAGUGUACAUUUGAAUGGGAUGCUCGAUACGCGAUGGGGGAUAAUGAAUAGGAACCUUGGUUAGUGCCCGUAAUGAACAAAUUGCUGUGUUUUUGUGGCCCAUUCGGUGCAGAAAUAGUGUAUUUUUAAACAAGACUCUGGUACAUAGCAUAGCUCACGCGCACAGGACACCAGGCAGUCCUAACAUAAAAUUCUCGCCUCACAUCCAUUGUGUUACAUAGCGAACAAAUCCAAAGCAGAGCUAAAGUUUCGAUUCCUUGGCCAAACAGGAUACACAAGGAUCUUUAAAUGAGAGAAUAGUUUUGCGGAGAAACGUGCACAGCAAAGGCGCCAAUAUAUUUCGAGCGAUACGAUGAGCGGCGUUACCCAGGAAUUUUGUGUACGCUGGAACAGCCACUUGGGGAGCAUUGGGGCUGCGUUUCCGCAGCUCCUGGCGGGCCAGCGAUUUGUGGACGUGACACUGGCCUGCGAGGGCACCCAGGUGCACUGCCAUCGCCUCGUCCUGGCCGCCUGCUCCACCUACUUCGAGGCGAUACUGGCCGAGCAUCCGUGCAAGCAUCCCGUCAUCAUAUUGCCCCGUGAGAUCAAGCUAUGGGAGAUCCAGGCCCUGGUCGACUUCAUGUACAAGGGCGAGGUCAAUGUCACGCAAGCGGGUCUUGGCCAGCUGCUCCGUUGUGCCGAGCAGCUACAGAUACGCGGCCUCUACGGUUCCGAGGCGACGAUAAACUACAAGAAGCUCCAUCAGGCGAGCCUUGAGGCUGGAGGAUCCAAGGAUCUCUUGGCAGGCGCACAGCGAAGCAUUAAGCAUGUGGACAGCACGGAGACGGAUGAUGCAGCCACUAAUUCAACCACCUCAACGAUAACCACCUCCUCCGCUCUACCAGUUAACCAGCAACAGCAGCAGCAGCAACAGCAGCAGCAGCCGCAACAUCAGCCGACAGUAUUGAAGCGCCAAAAUCAGGAUGUCCGCCAGCAGCAGCAGCAGCAGCGACCUCAGUUAAAUGGCAGCAAUGCUCAACAACAGCCAACAUCCAAGGGCAGCCACUCGAAUGCCCCGACCGAAGAAGACUCCGGCGACGAGGUGUCCAACAAUUGGAGUGCCUACGGGGAGCCCUUCGAGGAUGUGCAGGCGGUGGCCGGCAAAAUGAAUGCCCAAAUGUCCCUGCAGCAGACGAGGAUACAAAUGCAGCUGCAGCAGCAGCACUAUUUGGAUUCCCAAAUUGAGGACGAUCACAACUAUGUAGCCGCACACGAUGAGAACAAUGAGAGCAGCAGUUUCGCUGCAGGAAUGGCCUCCUCCGUCGGCCUGGACACUGAUCUCAUCGACACAUCGGCCAACACUUCCGGCGGACUGCUCAGUCACAAUUCAAUCGACGGCUAUACCUCAUACAAACGCGUACGACGCUCGGAGGCAUCGCUGGCACAGGCGGCCAAAUGUGUUUCGAAGGGCGAGACAUUCCAAACGGUCAGCAAUAUGUUCAAUAUUCCCGUCUCCACCAUUCGUUUCUAUAUGGCGCGAAAGGGUAUACUGCCGAAACGGAAACGCGGACGCGGUGCUUCCCAUGCCGGCAACAUAAUAAUCACAACAAACUCAGGAAAACUCUCAACCGUCCCUGCGAGCGCCACCCAUUCUCAGUCUCAAUCUCAGUCGCAUCCCCAUCAUCUCCAUCUCCAAUCAUCUCAAUCGCAUCCCCAGUCUCAGUCUCAAAUGUCCUUGGACGGCCUGCAGCUAAAAACGGGCAGCGGUAGCAAUAGUCCGGCAGCUGCAACGGCCACUUCGAUGUCACCAUCAUUUGAUAUGGCCUCCUCGGGAGCGGAUAUCGUGCCUUUUCACCUGCACAGUGAUGCGGCGGCGGCAUUCAAGCUCAACGAUCAGAAGCUGCACAUGAUCUAGGGGCAAAUAUUGAUAGAGAGGAUGAGGGAGUUUUCCAAGCAGUUGCUGCUUUCCUUUUCAUUUUUUCAUUUUAAUUGUGGGAUCUUUAGUCAUAACAAAAUAGUCAACAAAAUAAAAUUUACUCUUAGAUUUAUUUGAAUACGCUUUGAAGUUAACGGUUUUACAUCCUUGGUUGAUUCUACUCACUGUUAUUCAACCAUUAUUCAUCGUCAAAAAAAAUUUCAGAAAUUAUAUACAUUAUAUUAACAGUAGAAGUACACUCUAUCAAGGACUAUGACUAAAACUUGCGUAAAAAUUUCAAAAUCUGUUUAUUGUCGCCCCAGUACUCUAAGAAAUUACUGUAUUGUUAAUAAGAUAAAUAAAAUCAACCUGGAAACUUUUACUAGGUUUUUGUGUGAUUGCAAAUAUAUAAGAUGACAAUUCAUAAUAAAA